AUGACGGAUAACAGAGCCUGUUAUGGCGGAAACCGUAUUAUUGGUCAUAUGUCAGGUGAUCACGGCGACCAAUCUGGUCGAGGACAUGCACCAUGGAGCCCCUCCCGGAUCCGCAGUCCUACAUUCUUGCGACCUGCCCAGCUCAACGGCCAGGCCAAGCGUUGGACUAUUGUUCUGGUAUCUCCUUGCGUUGCGAGUCGAAACACCGAGUUCUCCUUCUUGCUUCAAGGCCUGUUCCUUGCUCUUGAAUACUGCAGGAUCGGCAACAAGAAUGACGACUCGAGUCACCCGACCGCACCCCAGCUUGCAGCUGGCAAGCGGGCGGGGUAUUACCUCAACCAGCUCCUGAAAAGGAGACUCAAACGUGAAGUGCGAGGGCCCAAAGUCAGGUUAGAACACAGGAAUUACAAGGUUGGCUGGGUAGCAGCUCUCUACACCGAGCUGGCUGCUGCACAGGCUAUGCUCGAUAAUGUCCACGAGCCACUGCCCAUGAACGAAAAUGAUACCAACCUGUAUGUGUUUGGCGAAAUCGGCGCUCACAACAUUGUCAUCGCGUGCCUACCCUCGGGACAAAAUGGCACCGCCAAAGCAGCUCUGGUAGCGAACAAUAUGCGCUGGAGUUUUCCUUCCAUAACUAUCAGGUUGAUGGUUGGCAUCGGCGGUGGCGCACCGCGUGAGCAGGUCGAUCUACGCCUUGGCGAUGUCGUUGUCAGCAACCCAACGGCAGGGUCACCCGGAGUCAUUCAGUAUGACUUCGGCAAGACCGAACAGGAAGGCUUCUCCCACAAUACAGGUGUCUUGAACAAGCCUUGCGAGGCGCUUCUCAAAGCGGUGACCAAGCUAAGAGCCAGUCACGAGUCGCAGCCUAGUCAGAUGCCCACGAUUCUCGCGCAGAUGAAGAGCUUAAACAGUAAUAUGGGUACAUACGUCUACCAGGGAGCUGGAAAAGACCGCCUUUACGAUGCUACGUAUGACCACCCAAAGGACAAAUCUAGCUGCGAUAAGUGCGACAGCUCAAGAUUGAUUGAUCGCCCAAUUAGGCCUGAUAACGACCCCAGGGGUUUUUACGGAACUAUAGCAUCCGCAGAUCAAGUCAUGAAGCACGGAAAGACGCGCGAUCGUGUUGCACAACAUGGCGUUCUUUGCUUUGAGAUGGAGGCAGCCGGCCUGAUGGAUAAUUUUCCAUGCUUAAUUAUCAGAGGAAUCUGCGACUAUUCCGACUCGUACAAACUGAAAGGAUGGCAGCCAUACGCUGCAGCAACUGCCGAGGCAUAUGCAAAGGAGCUCCUGAUGACUAUUCCAUCGCAGGAGGGCCAGAUCCCAGCGCCAAGGACAAUCGAGAUCCGACAAGACCAGAGUUCACUUGAAAGGCGAAAAAAGAUACUCACCUCUCUCAAAUUCGAUCAAAUCGAUAACAGACAUGCUUCUAUCAAAAAGGCACAUGGCAAAACCUGUCACUGGCUUACGAAACACCCCAAGUUUGUCAAAUGGCUGGACUCCGGAUCUGUUGCCCACCACCAUGGUUUUCUCUGGAUUAGUGGGAAGCCUGGCGUCGGCAAGUCAACAACCAUGAAGUUCGCCUACGAUCGCGCACAAAGAUCGUCGGGCCAUAACGCGGCUGUCCUGUCGUUCUUUUUCAACGCUAGAGGUGGAGCAUUAGAGAGAACUGCUGAGGGAAUGCACAGGUCUCUCCUUGUACAGCUUCUUGCGAAGAUCCCCAGGCUACAAGGCGUUCUUGAAGAUCAUGAAAUCCGGGACCAUCUCGAUAUCAACUCGGAAACAGAAAAUUGGAGCCUUCCCUUGUUGAGGGAUGUCUUCGAGAGAGCUAUAUCAAAAUUAGGUUCAGACCAGAUUACCUGUUUUAUCGAUGCGCUCGAUGAAUGCGCAGAAUACGAAGCUCAGCAGAUGCUCAACUUCUUUGAGGAUCUCGGCCAAUGCGCUGUUCAAAACAACACGAAACUGUUUGUCUGCUUUUCUAGUCGACAUUACCCUUCGUUAGAUAUCCGAUACAAAGUUAAGUUCACAUUAGAAGAUCAUCGCGGCCACGACAAGGACUUGGAAGCUUACGUUCAAAACGCUUUGAGUCCCACCACACCUCAGCAAGAGACCGAAAGUACGGCACAGAUCCUACAUAAGGCUUCGGGAGUCUUCAUGUGGGUCGUGCUGGUUGUCGAAAUCCUUAUCAAGGUGAUCCGAACAGGUCGGAUCCAUGAGAUUGAAGAGACACUAGAAUGGCUACCGCCGGAAUUAAGCAAGCUUUUUGCAGAAAUGCUUGGAAAGGAUGAUGAAUAUAUGGGAGACUUACUACUUUCUGUUCAAUGGCUUCUGUUUGGAACACUAUCUGGCCUGAAACCCGGUUUCCUUCCUCAGUUGGACCCUGAACGCGUCAUGAAGCAAGACAUCGAAAACUUUGUGGUUAACUCCUCAAAGGGCCUUGCCGAAACUACGAAAACGAAAAACAAGCCUGCCAUAGUCCAAUUCAUCCACGAGUCCGUCAGAGACUUUUUUCUCAAGGAUAAUGGCCUUGCAACCACUUUCCCUGAACGGGUGAUAACCGAGGGCGAAUUUCACGAGCAACUUAAGGAAUGUUGCUACGCAUACAUAAAAGCAUGCAGUUUAUCAAUCAUCUCGAGCAAGGAAUCGGUUCUUCGGAAAGCUGACCAGUUUCCGAAGGCCUUGGGUGCUUCAAUGAUCGCCAAAUUUCCUUUUCUGGGGUACGCCACGACGCAGGUUCUGUACCACUCCAAUGCUGCAGCAAAUAUGGCAAUACCGCAAGACCAGUUUCUGGAAGAAUUUGCGGCUUCACUUGAAAAUUUGAUCAAGCUCAAUAAUCUCUUUGAGCGAUAUAAGACCUGCCAUUACACGUCAAUGGCCUCUCUGACGUAUAUCCUUGCAAAUCGCGGUCUGGAUUCUUUACUCGAAGCCAACAUUCGCCGCGACCCUCUCAUCGAGACAUCUGUAGAAGAGCAACACGGAAGCCCCGUAGCUGCAGCUAUCCACAGAGGCCAUCUCAGAGCAGCCAAAGUUUUGUUGCUUCAUUUGGACAAGAAGAUGGUCAACAAACACCUGAAAACCAAGAGAGGCAGCACGUUACUUUACGGAGCUGUCAAGAAGGGAUUGGCCGAGGUUGUAAAAUUGCUUCUCGUGGCAGGAGCGGACCCUAACGAUUCUGAGGCCAUGGAAGAUCCGCUCCAUUACGCCAUCGUUCAAGGAAACGAGGCUAUGGUAAAACUCCUCCUUUUUCGAACGUGUUGCAUCAGAACGUCCAAGGCAUCUAUGGAUUCCCAAGGUAUUGCAACGACCUCGACUAGCUGCGAAACUCCAGAUCAGCAACAGCUCCGCUUGGAGGCGGACUACGAGCAUGACGAUCCAGGACGCCCGAACCCACUUCACAUAGCUGUUGGUUAUGGACAUGCAAGAAUAGCGAAUCUACUCCUGGAAAAAGGUGCCAAUGCCGACCGCCUCAUAGCUGGUAAACCUGCGCUGCACAUAGCUGUCAGCAACGGCGACAGAAACUGUAUGAACGUUCUUCUCGAGAAUGGUGCAAAUCCCGAUCAGUGUGAUUCAUACGGAUUCAACGUCUUACGCCAAGCUGUGGACAACUACGACGUGCCUCACGCCCGUUUCAUAAUCGAGAAGGGGGCUGAUGUUAAUCAACGUAUGAAUGGCAUUCCAGUUUUGCACCGAGCCAUAUCCGCCUCCCUUUAUGGCACAGAUAUUUUCAAAAUCCUGCUCGAGAAUGGUGCCGACGUUGAGAUUGCGGACUGUGAUGGUGUCACUACGCUCCAUCGUGUCGCCCGCGACGGCGAUCAUAGCAUUUUGGAGAUGAUACUCAGAGCCAGGCCAGAUGUCAAUCGCACCGAUUACUAUGGUCGAACUCCUGUUAUCUUCGCAUGUAAAAACUACAGCCUCCAUCCCACAGCCAUCAUCGCCUUGUUCGAUCAAGGCGCGGACAUCAAUUUACCAGACCUGGAAGGAAACACCCCAAUGUUUGUCAGUAUUGAUGCACGCAGACCGCCCCAACUCGAAUGCGUACUUCAACUCGGCGCCAACAUCAACGACGUCAACAAGCAGGGGCAGACUGCCCUGUUCAUGGGCUGCCAAACCGGAAGACUCGAAAUUGUAGAGGUAUUAUCCAGAAACAGCACUAUUCAACUAGGCUUUACAAAUCCAGCAGGCGAAACAGCUUUGUUUGGUGUCUUUCCCGGGCACGAGGAAGCCCCGUUGAUAGUUAAGUUGCUAUUAGAGGCAGGCCUUGAUCCCAUGCACACGAAUUCCGCAGGCGAAACUUUCUCUGAAUCAUCGACUUGGUUUCCGAAGCUUGACAAGAAUCUUCGAGAAUCCAUUUUCAGAGCAAUUUCAGAGAGGGAAAUCAACCAAACUGACGAGAUUGGUCGAACGAUUCUGAUGCAAGUGCCACUUCAUUUUUAUUGA
This is a messenger RNA of Colletotrichum phormii, 4434 nucleotides long. RefSeq lists its product as uncharacterized. The transcript has 6 exons. Gene Ontology annotation, biological process: nucleoside metabolic process. NCBI's taxonomy places the organism in Eukaryota, Fungi, Ascomycota, Sordariomycetes, Glomerellales, Glomerellaceae. The record is from RefSeq and is a predicted model, not a curated record. Gene Ontology annotation, molecular function: protein binding; catalytic activity. Bases 1 to 4434 code for a protein of 1477 amino acids.